Molecule: messenger RNA, 186 nt
Organism: Menidia menidia (Atlantic silverside)
Lineage: Eukaryota; Metazoa; Chordata; Actinopteri; Atheriniformes; Atherinopsidae
Source: the annotation of a GenBank genome assembly
AUGGCUAAAGGCAUCGAGCCGACGGGGAACCGGGUUCUGCGCCCGGCCGUGUUUACGGUGGACGCCUUCAGCGCGGGCCAGGGCCAGGUCACCGUCUACCUGGACCACCCGGACGGGACCCGGGAGGAGGUACCCGCCGGAUACCCCGCUCCCGAGAGCACCGGGGGUUUUACCAACACCUCCUAA